UUUCUUGCCUCGCAUUCUCUCGCGGUGUGUAUUCGACCAGCAUUCGCGCACAGAGUUAUCCUCAGCGAAGGCCAUGGCUGCAAUUGGUUCUCUAGUCUUCUGCACGGACUGUGGAAAUUUGCUACCUGCCACCAAAGGCACGGAGAAAAAUUUCCUCAAGUGCGAAUGCUGUGGCGCAUGGAACAAAGACACGGGGUCAAAGACGAUAUUGACGAAAUCGAAACCUUCCGAUUUUCCCUCAUUUCUCCGACAAAAGCUGCAGUCGAGCGUGCAGGCUGUAGAGCGCCACAACAUCCAGACCGAAAGCGUCGUGCAAGAGCGAUGCCCCAAGUGCGGUCGUGACGAAGUCAAGUACACGUCGGUGCAGCUGCGAAGUGCCGACGAAGGGUCUACCAUUAUUUUCACGUGUGAUUGCGGUCACUCGUACGUGUCCGUGGUGCAAAUACAUUGGACCACACUGCUAACGUCGGUGUAGAUGGAACGAGAACAACUGAGAGGGCUCUCAUCUAUGGAAUCUAUAUAAACGACCAUUCGCUCAGGCAGAGGCAGCGGCAGCCGCAGGGAUCAGGGCGUACUCUGCGUCACCACUCUUCUCGUACUCUGCCAUGUCCAGAGCAACAAUAACACUGUCGCGCACAACCUUCUCUUUAUCGUGAAGGAAGCUCUUCAGGGUAUCCUCAACGCCAUCCUCUUCACCGAGCCCGCCGAGAGCCUCAGCUGCCUCGUGCCGAACCAUGCUCGCCUCAUUCACGUUGCUGAGCGCUGCCGUGAGCGCGGGUAUUGAGGCUGGGUGCGACAGCUGGCCAAACACAAAGGCAAUUUCAUGACGGAACAGUGCAGACUCGUCCUUGAAGCCUUGGGCGAGCGCAAGGACCGCAGGAACAGCAGUUGGGCAGUCUGGCGGUGACGCCAGGUCGCGCAGGGCGAACAUGGCGCGAUAGCGCUUGAACAGAGGCUGUUCCACGUCCAUAAGUACCAUUUCAAGGUCGCCGACGCUCCUCUCGGAUUCGGGCAUGGGCGGCGCGGGAUCGAUGGAGGCAAAGUCGCUGAUAGCAUCUGUAUUAGCACAGUAUCACAGCCAACAAUCCACGG
This is a messenger RNA of Purpureocillium takamizusanense, 1092 nucleotides long. It is a transcript of the gene RPA12, whose product is annotated as DNA-directed RNA polymerase I core subunit rpa12, variant 2. The transcript has 2 exons. Gene Ontology annotation, molecular function: zinc ion binding; nucleic acid binding; DNA-directed RNA polymerase activity. Gene Ontology annotation, cellular component: RNA polymerase I complex. Gene Ontology annotation, biological process: termination of RNA polymerase I transcription; DNA-templated transcription. Bases 74 to 475 code for a protein of 133 amino acids. NCBI's taxonomy places the organism in Eukaryota, Fungi, Ascomycota, Sordariomycetes, Hypocreales, Ophiocordycipitaceae. The record is from RefSeq and is a predicted model, not a curated record.